AUUGGCCAUCUUUUUCUUUAAAAAAAAAUAAGUAUAUACCUUAUGAAGUCAAUCUAAUUGAAUUGACUAGAUUAAUUGCUAUCUUUUCCUUCAGCUAAAACCUGUAUUUAACAUGACUGCAAAUGAAGGCCGAAAAAGAUCUAUGAGCGCCCUUGUGGUUGUUGGAAAUGGAAGAGGAUCUGCUGGUUUUGCUCUGGGAAAAGCAUCCCACAUGAAGAACGCAUUAAGAAAAGCAAAGAACAAAGCUGUUCGCCAUUUACAGUAUGUUGAAAGAUAUGAAGAUCAUACAAUUUUCCAUGAUAUUGCAACCACUUUUAAUAAAACAACAAUUCGGAUGAAGAAGCAAAACAGAGGGUAUGGUCUUCGCUGUCACCGUGCUAUCAUCACGAUCUGCAAACUGAUUGGGAUUAAAGACAUGUACGCCAGGAUUUAUGGAUCCAAUAAUUUACUGAAUCUCACUACAUGUCUCUUUAAGGGAUUAGCUAAUCAGGACACUCAUCAAAGCCUAGCGAACAAGAAGGGUCUCUAUGUGGUAGAAUUCCGUGAAGAGUGUGGCCCACUGCCCAUUGUUGUUGCAAAGCCUAGUGGAAUGGUCAGAGAAGAUCCUGAACCAGAGGAAAAGGCUCUUGGUGUCAAACUGGAAUGGAAAGAAGUGAAGGCAGCACAAGGAAUAAAGAGUAAAUGGGCUGAUGUCAAAAGACCAGUUUGGUAGAUUUUGGCAGUAUUUAGAUAUACAAAAUUAAGGAAGAUCCCGCGUAAUCACAUAAUAGGCAAUAUUUAUUGAUUCCACGUGAACAUUCUUACUGGUUGCCUUGAUUAUUGCAAUCAUUGUAAGUUAGUCAUUCAAAACAACUUAGCCAACUUUCUUCAGCUGAUAUCUCUUUAAAAUGCAAUCAUUUUGUGGCAUGCAGGCUGUAAAGGAAAAAGGGAAUUUACAAAAUCUCUUGACAAGAAAAUGAGUCUUUUCACAAAUAAUUGGAGACAACAAUACAGAAAAAUAA
Molecule: messenger RNA, 1001 nt
Organism: Python bivittatus (Burmese python)
Lineage: Eukaryota; Metazoa; Chordata; Lepidosauria; Squamata; Pythonidae
Source: RefSeq, a predicted model, not a curated record